Messenger RNA from Lachancea sp. 'fantastica', 183 nucleotides. NCBI's taxonomy places the organism in Eukaryota, Fungi, Ascomycota, Saccharomycetes, Saccharomycetales, Saccharomycetaceae. The record is from the annotation of a GenBank genome assembly.
AUGUCUGCUCUAACACCAAUCACCGGAACUCUCAGAAAAAGAAUCAUCGCCGAUAUCACCAUUGGAUUUGCCAUUGGCGGUGUUAUGGGCAGCGCGUACUGGUGGGGGUUCCACAAGAAACUCGUGGGCAAAAGAGAGGCGCAUUACGAGAAACUGGCGGCCGAAAAGGCGGCUGAAAACUAG